AUGCUAGGUUCUGUUCACCGGAGGAGCAGAGGAAGAAAUCGGCUUAGGGGAGAUGACUUUGGUGAUAGAGCCAUCAAGGGCAUAUUUCCUAGGCAUGCCCCUCUUCUUCUUAACAGUGGUGAGCUACCUCCUCCUUGCUGUUCACUCCCUCGAUCUAGAUUAAGGACGUGUUUUGGUACUGGUUCGACUUCAACCUCUUUGGCCUUCCAUGAUGGCGUCGAAGAUGUCUGCUACGGAGAAGACAAAGAUAUUCCUGCACGGCUUCGUAACGUUGGAGGUUGUGGGUUUAGACAUGGAAGAUGA
Molecule: messenger RNA, 303 nt
Organism: Fraxinus pennsylvanica
Lineage: Eukaryota; Viridiplantae; Streptophyta; Magnoliopsida; Lamiales; Oleaceae
Source: the annotation of a GenBank genome assembly